CCCAAUCACACACAAAAACUCCCUCUUAAACCCUACACUCAGCUCCCCAUUUUUCAUCACCAUUUGCAGCACCCCUCCAUGAACACCCAAUAACACCUUGAAAUACACACACAAACACAACAUCAACUCACCCAUUUCUUGAAAAUGUCAGCAGCAUCAAGAGGCCUAAUAUCUCGCUUAAGAUCUCUCACACUCUCCCCAAAGUCUACACCUUUAUACACCGCUACAACAUCAAGAACAGCAACUUUUACACCGACCCAGUUGAGAUUUUUCAGCUCCGAGACUUUAAUUGAUGAUACCCACGAAAGAUCUGGAGUGAUAGAGCUGAAGCAAGGUGUUAUGAAGCCUAAUUCAAGAAGAACAGGCUUGAUUGCGGUGAAAUGUGGGAUGAGUGCGCUUUGGGAUAAAUGGGGUAAAAGGGUUCCAAUUAGUGUUCUUUGGGUUGAUGAUAAUAUUGUAUCUCAGGUUAAAACCCCGGAAAAAGAAGGCAUCACUGCCCUCCAGAUUGGUUGCGGGCAUAAAAAGGAAAAACAUCUGACUAAGCCAGAAGUGGGACAUUUUAGAGCUCAGGGGGUCCCCAUGAAGAGAAAACUUAAGGAGUUUCCGGUGACGGGUGAUGCGCUUCUCCCACUCGGUACAUCAUUAGGCGUUCGCCAUUUCAUACCUGGUCAGUAUGUUGACGUGACUGGAAUUACAAGAGGAAAGGGUUUUCAGGGUGGCAUGAAAAGAUGGGGUUUUAAAGGAAUGCCUGCUUCUCACGGUGCGUCAUUAUCACAUAGAAGUAUUGGUUCUACUGGUCAGAGGGACGCUCCUGGAAAGGUAUUUAAAGGCAAAAAGAUGCCUGGGCGCAUGGGUGGAAAGCAAAGAACAGUAAAAAAUGUAUGGGUGUAUAAAAUAGAACCUGCAAGGAAUUUGAUCUAUGUGAGAGGCCAAGUUCCAGGUGCUACAGGAAACUUUGUGUUUAUUAAAGAUGCAGUGUACAAGAAAACAGAUGCAUCUUUGCUUCCAUUUCCUACAUAUCUCGCUCCUGAAGAUGAGGACCCAGCGACGGUAGAACCUCUAAUAGCUGAUCUUGGGGAUGUUGAUCCAUUUAUGGCAGCAGACUAGCUGAGAGAUCUAAUCCGCCUCAAAAUCAUUAAGGAUCAGUUUAUGCCGAUGACCUUGGUUAAAAGUACUCGUGAUAAUAUUUUUCUUCGACUUUUACCCCUCCGGAUUCUGUCCAUGGAGUAGUCAUAGAGUUCACUUCUACAGCCAAAUUAGCAACUUAGUUAUGUAAUUUGUCAUGUAUUCCAUUUUUGAAGCUCAAACAGACUGGAAUUGUUUUUGGAGCCAAUGUGGUCUUUAAAAUAAAUGUUGAAACAAUUGAUCUUGGGCAAGGAACUGCAAGAAUUAUUGCUUGGAAAUGUUUAGUCAACAUUUAUUGAUAUCCAUACCUUCA
Messenger RNA from Daucus carota subsp. sativus, 1438 nucleotides. Its product is annotated as large ribosomal subunit protein uL3m. The record is from RefSeq and is a predicted model, not a curated record. Bases 145 to 1107 code for a protein of 320 amino acids. The transcript is spliced from 5 exons. Gene Ontology annotation, molecular function: structural constituent of ribosome. Gene Ontology annotation, cellular component: mitochondrial large ribosomal subunit; ribosome. Gene Ontology annotation, biological process: translation. Lineage: Eukaryota; Viridiplantae; Streptophyta; Magnoliopsida; Apiales; Apiaceae.